Messenger RNA from Brassica rapa (field mustard), 8643 nucleotides. Its product is annotated as putative F-box/LRR-repeat protein 19. The record is from RefSeq and is a predicted model, not a curated record. Gene Ontology annotation, molecular function: protein binding. Lineage: Eukaryota; Viridiplantae; Streptophyta; Magnoliopsida; Brassicales; Brassicaceae.
UAUUAUUUUAAUAAAUGAUUUGAACUGUUUUACUUGAUAGCCACCUUUAUUUUGCACAUCAAAGUUGAUAACCUGAAAGACUUGUCGGACAUCGGUACCACGAGCCAAGGGCCAGUAAUUAUGUCUCUUGUGCUCUGGUCCAUUUGUCUGUGAGCCGCUUACACUAUGUGGUCACAGAUCACAGUUCUUUUUAUGAGCCACAAAGAAAUUGUUGACAAUUUGACUGAUCAUAUACCCCGCUAAUUUGAAGCAGGAAUUAUUGAAAAUUUAACCCAUAAUUUAAAAUGUUUUCAAAUUUAUUAGCUGAAUAAUAUAAAAUCUUGUAAAAUAUCUAGUCCAGUUCAUCUCCUUUAAUCUUUUUUUUAGCACAUCAUCUCCUUUAAUCAUUUGUAUUUUAAAUGACCUUUAAAUGGCUAAGCACAAAUAGGUCUUGUGUUCUGGUCCAUGUCUCUGUGAGCCGGUUAGAAUGUGGUCACAGAUUCUUUAUUUUUUGUGUCAGCCACAAAGAAGUUGUUGAAAGAUUGAUUAUGGACCCGCUAAUUUGAAGCGGUGAUUCGAUUGAGAGCUUAUGGCUCGACUAGCGAUAAAUCUUAGGAGGGCCACUCGGCCCACUCCACCAUGCAAGGACUGGUAGAGAAAAUAAAUAAUUCCGUUUGAGAAGGAAAACUAUUGUUUAUAGAAAGAAGCAAUUGAUUAUAGAGAAGCAAAUUUUAUUUAUAAAAGAAAUCAUUUCACGUUUAGAUGUGAAUAACAAUUAUUUUUUUUUUCAAAAAAAAGGAAUAACAAUGAUUUUGAUACAUGUUCUUAUAAAUAGUUAAUUACAUAAAUUUCACGUUCGAUAACACAGUUUUAAAAGUUUUUGAAAAAUAUUAGUUGAAUAACAAGAGAUUUUAUAAACAAAAACAAAAUCUUGUAAAAUCUCUAGUCAAGGUAAUCUUCUUUUAAUCAUUUGUGUUUUAAAUGACCUAGAAAUGGCUAAGCUCAAAUAGCUGGAGAGUUUUAAAACUCUAAAAACUCUAAACAAAGACCAAACGAAACAACGAAGCUCUCUCUCCCUCGAAGAAGUCAGCGAUCACGGAAACGCGGAGUUGCUUUCUUAAUAUAAAAGUUAAAUCAAGAAACAAGUAUUCUGAAAACUAAUAUAUAUAAUUUGAUCGGUUCUUUGUUGUAAGAUAUUCGUCGCAAACAUAUUCAAUCACUAGUCUAACAAUCUUCUUCGUUCUCGAUCAGAUGGGAUCUAGAGUCCUCCCUGACUGGACAGAGUUGACUCCGGAAUGUCUCCUCGACAUCUUCUCACGUCUGAGCAUUGGUCAACUAUGGAACGGACCCAUGCUGGUCUGCAAAACAUGGACGAAGCUAUGCCACGACCCAUCCCUAAACAUUACCUUGGACUUGGAAGCUGAGUUUCUAUCUUCCGAAGAUUCAAACCACUGGUGGAGUCCUGAAUUUGAGGAAAAAGUUGACUCAACCAUCCGGUCUGUUGUCGACCGGAGCAAAGGCGGUCUCAAGGAGAUUCGAGUCAGGCAUUGUACAGAUCAAUCUCUCUCCUACGUCGCCGAAAGGUGUCCUAAUCUUGAAGUACUUGGGGUUACAUAUAGCCCCAAGAUUACUGUUGAGUCUAUGAGGAAGAUAGCAUCAAACUGCACGAAGCUUAUAGAGCUUGAUAUAAGCUGCUCUUAUGAAAUAUCUGGUUAUUGUAUCGAACUAGUUGGUACGAGUUGCAAGAAUAUUCAUAUUCUGAAACGCAAUUUGAUGCGGCCUUUGGAGAUCACGAGGUUGAAGCGGCAAUGCAUAUAUGUGCAGGGUCUAAGUUUCGAAACUUUAGGGAAUGCUGAUGCACAAAGUAUUCUUAAAUACAUGAGUCAGUUACUUGACUAGCGAUUGUAUUACAACAAGUACCUCAACGUUAAGGAAUUUGAAAGAGAUCAAGCUAGGAUAACCAAAUCCUCCAACCUUGCGACCAAGGAGACGCAUGUAGAUUGUAUUUAAAGUGUCAGUUUCUUUUAAUUUGCUUUUCUGAUUUUAAUUUGUAAGAAAAUAUUUGUUAUAUAUGUUGGUUUGUAUAAGGUAUCAUCACAAGUUAAAACCACUGGGAUUUUACAAUAGUGUACAUUUAGAUUUUAAAUAUGCAACGCCGUUUACCGAAACCAAAAUAUUGUCUCUUGUGUAAUUUACUAAUUUAGUGCUGCAAAACUAAUCAGACUAAUCAGUUGAUAAUGGCCACCAAUAAAAACAAAUAAUCGAAAAUAAUGAGUUUUGCAGGAAUAAUUGCAGAAGUGCCGCCAACAUGUAUACUACUUUGUGUCGUUUUUAAUAAAUAGAACAGGUUUCAUAUAACAAACUAAUCGAAAUAACGAAGCUGUCUGAAUAUCAUGUUAGGUAACUUGAGACGCAAGAACUCCAACAGCUAGCUAAUUUCCUGAGAUUUAACUAUCUUCUUCGUUUGUCACUGACAAAGUCCAGGGCAUUGACCUAAACCAGAUCUGGUAAACAAAUGAUCGACGAAGCAACAAAGAAGGAAAUGCUUGGUAAUGGUCCUAAAGGAAACGAUGAUCUACAUGGCGGAACGAAGUUGCCGAUUUCUCUCUUCAUAUGUUUCUUCUUUACCAAGUAACAUGUUUAGAGGUAUAAGAUUCAUUCUCGAAUUUUUUUUAAAUAAAGAUGGAUGUAAAGUAUCCACACGCAUGUAAGAAAAUUCUAUGUUCAAUAAUACAAUGUAAUUUACAAAUAAUUUUCUAGUUUAAAAAUCAUUGUUGAAUAAAAAGAGAUUUUAAAAUGAAAUCAAAAUCUUCUAAAAUCUCUAAUCCAAUAAUUGUUUAUUGUUUAAAAUGGCCUAGAAAUGGCUGACCUCUAAUAGAAAAGUCUGACCAAAGACUUUUUCCAUACCGAAACGAGGAAGCUCUCUCUCUCUCUCUAAAUUCAAUGAACAUAAUAUAUGAUUGACUGUUCUACUACACGCAUCAAAAUAAUUUCAUCUGUUCUUAACAUUUGCUUAAUGGGACUAUUUAUCUUAACAUAUCUUCUUCUUUCUUCUUUGUUGUAAGGUAUCCGUCACAACCAUAUGCAAUCACUUGGAUCUCACAAUUUUAUUUUUUCAGUACAUUCUUCUUCAUUCCAGAUCAGAUGGGAUCUAGAGUCCACCCUGACUGGACAGAGUUGCCUCCGGAAUGUCUCCUCGGCAUCUUCUCACGUCUGAGCAUGGGACAACGACGGAACGGACAAAUGCUGGUCUGCAAAACGUGGAAAAACCUAUGCCAAGACCCGUCCCUCAACACUAUCUUGGACCUCAAAGCUGAGUUUCUAUCUUCCGCAGAUUCCAUCUACUGGUGGAGUCCAGAGUCCGAGGAAAAAGUUAACUCAACCAUCCGGUCUGUUGUCGAUCAGAGCGAAGGCGGUCUCAAGGAGAUUCGAGUCAGGCAUUGUACGGAUCAAUCUCUCUUUUUCGACAACAGACCGGAUGGUUGAGUUAACUUUUUCCUAGUUGCACCGCCUUCACACGUUCUCCUCCACUUGAGACGCAAUAAUCUAACAACUAUCUUCUUCUUCUUCUUAGUUGUUGGGCGUACAAGAGGCUACCAUAGUUACUUGAUGUUGGAUGUUUUUGUGAUUUGUUUUUAGUGUCAACAACUGUGGAAAAUAAAUUCAAUAACAAAAAUUUUAAACUCAAUUAGUGCUCACAUUUUAAACUCGUAAGAAAACAAUUAUUUAACAUAUAGUUUCUUCGUCAACGUUACAAAAACAAAGCAGAAGAUGGUUGCAACUCAUAAAAGAGAAGGUGUAGCAACGAGCCGCUCUGCCCUAUGUUAAGCCAGUUUUCACAAGCAAGUUCAUCAUGGUAAAAGCCAGAGCAAAGCAGCUUCUUUAUAAGUGAUCCUGCUCUCCUUUUAUCUCCUACGUCAUACAACCUGUAAACCAACGUUUUGCAAUACUCAAAUGGCAGUAAGUGACCACAACGAAUCAUAUCUUCCACAAUCUUCACAGCUUCUCCAUACUCUUGAAGCAUGCAGCAACGGUUAACAAGGGUAAUAAAAAUACUAUCACUUGGAACUAUUCCUUCUUUAAGCAUUUGAUCCAACACCCUCUCCGCCAUUUCAAGAUUCCUAACUUCACAGAUCUCUAAUAUGAGCUUCUCAUAGCAUUGUGCACACCCAUGAUCUACCAUCUCAUUGAAAACAUGAAAAGCAGCUUCCACAUGGUGUCUUCUACAAUGACCAAGAACCAAAGAUGUAAACGUGACAAGAUCAGGAGCCAAGCCAGCUUGAAUCAUCUUACAGAGAUACUGUCUCGACUCAACCACAUAUCCACGCUUACAAUAUGACUCAAUCAUGAGAUUGGGUGUGUAAGUACCCCGAGAAGAGACCAUACCUUUCUCCAAAAUUUCUGUAUAAACUUUCUUCAUCUCAACGACCACAUCAUAUUUUGCCAAUAAAUCCAACAAUGCGUGGCAGUAUUUGGGGGUAAGCUGAGACUUAAACCUCCUAUAGAAAUCAGCAACUAACAUAGAUUCUUGCACCGAACGGCACAUCUUUGUCAUGGAUAUGAAGAUCCUAGGGACGUGACACGAGAUUCCAUGUGAUGUCAAAACAUGGAGGACAGCUGCAUGGCAGGACACAGUAUCUUUAAAGUUGGGAUUAAGACUGAGCGAGGAAAGUGAGGAUACAUCGACAGACGUAGCAUACUGUAGGAAUGAUACCAGGGAAGGAUUGUUCUGCCACCUAAACUCGGAGAAAAUGGAACGUAAUGAGAUUGGUAUAGUAACGGGUUUGACGUGUGGAGAGAUCUUAUGGGACGGCUUUGGUGACAAAUUAAUAUUCUUCUGCCUAUAAAAUUCGGAGAGAGCGGAGAGCAACCUCUCACAUGUUGCACUUUUCACCGAUGUGCUGAAGAACUGUCGACGGAGCGCCAUGUGCACCGGGAAUCUCAUCGUCUGGUGGUUCCAGCUGCACUAGCUAGGGCAUUCGAGUCAUACUUGUGUAAAGAGCUAAAAAAACCCUACUUUAUUCAUUAAUUAAUUUUUAUUUUGUUGGCAAUAAAAUUUCAUUAGAACAAAAAGAAACUGGAUAAUUGAUAUUUUUGUACAAAAAAAAAGGAUUAAUUCGUAGUCUUAGAAGGAAUUUUUUUUGUUUUAAAAUAAAAAUAGUUUUAUUAUUUUAAUGCAAUUUUGUAUUUAUUAAGUAUUGUAUGGCCGAUUAAAUUAUAUAAUUUUUUAUAAUAAUUAUUUAAAAUCAUAUUAUUAAAUGAUUUUUUUUUUAAAAGUACCUUUAAAGUAUUCCAAUUUGAAGGGAGCUCAUGUUCAAGAACCGAAUCACGGCUUCUAGGUACCAGAAUCCAACUGAAGCAAGUGCUAGACUGAGGCUCUAGCUCUCUCUAGUUUGACAAUAGCCCUCCUGUGGGAUCUCCGAUUUGUCCACUGAAACAAACGACAAGCAAGAUUAAUCGUGUUUUUUAUCGUUGCUCCAUCUUUUGGUCAUUGAAUGCCAUCUUCUUUAAUUCUUUUUCCGGCUGGGUUGUUCCACAAGUAUGACCUAAUACGACUGGGCCAUUUCAUGUGGUCUCCAAUUAGUUUCUCAAAUUUUGGCUACUUUCUUACCUAUAUUCUACUGGGAAGAGAAUCCUUCCUGCUCUUUGCUUCUAUUUCCCCUUCUACCACUUCGGCUUUAGUCGCUAAAUGGGUCUAGAAGUCAUCUACGUUUACCUUUAUUUGGGUUAGUUCUUGAUAUAAGUUUCACUAUUAUGUGAUUUUCUGAAGGGACUUGUAUUGUUACUGUUACAACUAUAAAAAAAACUCCAACCCUUAUUAAUUAAUAUUAAUAGUAAAUAUUUCUCAAAAAAGUUCAUUCAUUAAUUAAAAUGUAAAUUACAAAUUCUUUUAAAAAUUAGUUUGAGGGUUACAACUGCAAUAACACUUUCUCGAUUUUGCAAAAUAAGUUAAUUAUUAAUUAUUAUAGAUUUUGGUCAAUAAGUUAAUUAUUAAAAUGUAAAUUACAAAUUCUUUUAAAAUGUAUUAAUUAUUAUAGAUUUUGGUCAAAAUAUCAUUAUUUUUAAUGAUUUUUUUGUUAUUACGAAGAUCUUUGAAGUUGAUUAUCUUCCAACCUUCUAAAUUUACCUAGACAAAAUUGCCUUUGACAUUAAAUUGUAUUUUCACCAAAGAUUGUUAUCUUUCCACUCAUUAAAUCUUCCGUUUCUCUUGGAAUAUCUACAUCAUGAUUUCAUUUUCCUUGACAUUGCGUCAAACGACCAAAUCUACGAGAAGAAAAGAACAAAACCAAACUAGUGUUUGCCAUAGAAGAUACCAAAUUAGAAGAGUAAGAGUUUACAUAUGAAAAAAAAGAUUCAACACAAUAGAAAAAGUUUACGAUGAGAAAAAGAUUUUAUAACUCUUGUCCAAUAAACUGUUAUUUACCAUUUCUCUGGCAAUCUUUGCAAUCGAAGCAUCUGAAAAAAAAAAACUCUUCAUCUCUUACUAUGCAAUCAGUUGAUAAUGAUGUUUAUCUCAUUGGCAAACAAUUACCUCCAAUGAUCUUAUUAAAAUCUCUAUUACUUGGAACGGCCUGAGACUCAAUCACUCUUUAAACAAAGUGAUGUCAUUAUCAACUCUCAAAUCAAAUAGAUCAUGUUGCAACUGUUCUCGAUACAGUUUUGUUUAUAUUUAUGUACUAUUUUGUCACAAACACUUGUUUAAUGUUAUUUUGAAACUAUUUUUCUAUUUUCUGAGUUAUUAGAUAUUUUGCCAAACAAAAUUAUUAAUCAUACUUGUGAAAGGUCAGAAAAUGAAUGAUAUAUUGCAUUAAAUUUAAUCUUUCCCAGUUUAAUCUGUGGAUUGAGCACUAACUUUUUUUGGUAUUUUCUACUUUUAUACAAACAUUCUGUUAUUCGUUUUUUUAAGAUAAAUUCAUUCACAUUUCAUGAUAUAUGUUGAAAUUCUUUUUUUUUUCAUGACACAUAUCUUAUUAUAUAAAGCUUGGGUUUUUCAAAAUUGCUAAUUAACAUGAUCGCGACACAUGACAAUUAUAUAUUUUAAGAUUGUGACAUGUGUUAAUCAAUCUCAUAAUUACAAAUAUAUAUACUAAGAUAUUAACAAAAAUGAAUUUUAUUAAAAGUAAUUCUAAAUAUUAUUUAAUAGUAACUUUCCUUUUGUAAAAUCUUAAUCAAAAGAUAAUUGCAAAAUAUUAUUUGAUAGUAAUUUUCUUUCUAAAUAUUGGGACAUGUGUUUAAAUAUAUAAUGUUAAAAAUAUAUAAUAAGAUAAUUAAAACGAAUUAAAUAAACUACUUUUAAAAAUUAUUUAAACACAUGUAUAUAAACUACUUUUAAAAAUAAUCUUUAAAAAAUAUUUAGUAGUAAUGCUUUUGGAAAUUUUCAUUUUUCAAAAUCCUGAAAAAAAGAUUUGAAAGUAAUUUAUUUAAUAUAAUUUUCUUUUUCUAAACUUUAAUGGAAAUAUAAUUAUAAAAGAUUAUAUUGAGCUUGGUUCUUCAAAAUUGCUAAUUAACAUGAUUGUGACACAUGUUAUUUAUAUAUUUAAAAAUGUGAUAUGUGUUAACCUAUCUCAUAAUCAAAAAUAUAUACACUAAAAUAAGAAAAUAAUAUUUCUUAAUAGUAAUUAUCCUUUUUUAAAUCCUAAUCAUAAGAUGUUAAACACAUUUUAAAAGUGGCUUCUUUUUAUUAAACACAUUUCAAAUUUUAAAUUUUUUUUAUUGACACAUGUUGCAAUCAUAUCAAGUGAAAUAUUGAAGUUAUUAUUAGUUUAUAAUUUUAAACAAAACAAUAUCUAUGAAUAUUUCUUCCUAAUAAUAAAAAGGAUUUUCCUUCAAAAUUAAUUAUAUAUAUUAGUUAAUAGUCUUAUUAUUAUUAUUAUUUUUAUUAUAAUGUUUGUUUUAAAAGAUACUAAAGAUAUAGAAUUAUAAAAAAUAAAUAUUAACUUUUAAGAAACAAAUGCUAGAAAAAAACAAAUUGUAAAAUCCUAGAAGUAUAAUAAAUUAUUUAAUAAAAGCAUGAAGAAAAACUAACUUUAAAAUAAAUGAUAUUAGCUUUUUAAAGCAUAAUUAAAAGAAAAUAGUAAAAGUACUCUUAUUAUUUUCGUAUAAGUAACUAACUUUCUUUUUUAAUAAAUAAUUGUAUAUUAAAAAAUUAUGACCACAUAUAUAUAUUAAUUGUAUAUUAUUUAUUUCACAUAUAUAUUUAGGUUAAGCUUCGACAUAUUAUUUUUACAAUACACAAUAGUAUUUACAAAAAAGUAUUACCUGAAUAUUUUCUUUUAAUUUCUUGAUACAAUUCAUUUUUUUAUUAUCCUUAUUACAUCUUAUGAUGAUAACAUCUAUAUUAUUAAAACUGAAGUACUUUUCAGUACUGUUUGGAAACUUAGAUAGUAGAUUAAAUGAAAGUUGUUUGGAAACAACGAUAGCAGAUUAAAUAUUUUUUUUUAUUUACAUAUUUAGUCACUGUAUUUCUUUCUCAUUUACCGAUUAUGUCGUUUGAAAACUUGGAUAGCAGAUUAAAUGAGAAUUGUUUGGAAACACGGAUAGCAGAUUAAAUAUUUCUUUUUAUUUACACAUUUAGCCAUUGCAUUUCUUUCUUAUUUACAAAUCUUCCACUUCACUUAAAAUAAAAAAAAUUAAAUUAAUUACAAUGAAUUGUUGUUAUUUUUU